Symbiodinium sp. CCMP2456 is the source of this 702-nucleotide messenger RNA. NCBI's taxonomy places the organism in Eukaryota, Dinophyceae, Suessiales, Symbiodiniaceae. The record is from the annotation of a GenBank genome assembly.
AUGUCGGCGCCAGAGGCGAGGGCGAUCCAAGAGCGGCGGCGAUGUGUCCGGGAGCGGCUGGCAAGGGCUUACAAGCGGGAGUGGAAUGAGGAGGACUGGCGUAUCUACGAAGCCUCCAAGGGGCUGCGGUAUGAAGACUCCAUCGCGAAAUGGCCUUUGGACAUGGUCGAGGUCUUCUCCAACCAGAAGUAUCGCUUCUAUUUGGGAAGCAUUACUUCAGCGCUGAAGUUUGACGAAAGAUACAAGCUGGACUUUGUCUUUACGAUGAAUGCAGAUGACGUGCGACGAGAUGGCGAACCGGAAGACUGGUCCGCCUUCUUCCGCGAGAGGAACGUCACGAACUUCCGGUUCGGCGGCUUCGACACCACGGGCGUGGACCCGGGAACGCCAAAGUGGGCGCAGAAGAAGGAGGAGUUUCUGAAGAUCUGGGCAGCAGUGGUUCAAGCCUUGCAGCAGAACACCUCGGAAUCGGAGGAGCAGGUUCAGAUUCUCUUCCACUGCUAUGCUGGCAUCAACCGCUCCACAGCGGCGUUGGUUGCUGCACUCAUCUCGCUUUCGAUGAGCACCGAAGAGGCAAUCGAGCACGUCCUCAAGGCACGCGCUGGACAGGAAUACUGGGCCAAACGCCGGGAUUACUUCAUUGAGGCUUUGCUUGAGUUCGAGGCUCAAUGUGGUGGCCAGGCACCCACCCAGCCAAAGUGA